This is a messenger RNA of Chenopodium quinoa (quinoa), 2036 nucleotides long. RefSeq names its product homeobox protein 5-like. NCBI's taxonomy places the organism in Eukaryota, Viridiplantae, Streptophyta, Magnoliopsida, Caryophyllales, Amaranthaceae. The coding region runs from base 411 to 1754 and encodes 447 amino acids. The transcript has 2 exons. The record is from RefSeq and is a predicted model, not a curated record.
AAAAAAAAAAAAGGGAAAUAAGUCAAUAAGUAGUCCCUUGUCUACUCGAACCCUUUCCUUUUCUCCUUUUUCAUCCCUUUGUUUGUUUUUCUCUCUCUUAAUAUUCAUCUUCUUUUCUUUCGGAAUACGAAAUCCCUAAUUCAGGCCAUUGCCAAUGGACCUGGUUUUUCCACUCUAAAGCCACCACUAUCACCUCCCCAAACUAACCAAACCCAUUUCUAUCUAUUCUUUAUUAUUAUUUUUCUUGACAAUUUUUGCUACCUGAAAAGCUCAACUUGGACAUAUAUCUUCUGCUGCUUUUACAACCACCCUUUUUGCUUGUUUUAAAAUAAAAAGCUUAAUUACUCGAUCAAUACCCACUUUACUCGAUCACCCAGAUCGUCUUUUUCCAGAUCUUCGUUAAAAGCUUCAUGGGAGACAUGGAUUCAGGGAAUAGUGGAAGUAUACAGUCUUCGAGCACAGGCGGCGGCGGCGGCGGCGGUGGUUGUGGAGAUGAUCAAGAAUACGACUCACGUAGCGGCGGCGGCGGUGAGUGUAUCUCCGCGUUUUUUAACUCCUUCAGCAAUAUGGGUGGUGGUGGUGGUGGUGGUGGUGUUCCGCUUCAACUUUACUCUUUGAGUAAUGGAUCAUCUUCGUUUACUAAUAACAACAACAAUCAAGUAUCCAACUAUUUUGAUCAACCACCUACUUUAUCACAAUCUUCUUCACUUGAGUGUCCAAACUUUAUGAUUAACUAUAAUACUACUAUUAUUAAUAAUAAUAAUAAUGGUACCAAUAAUAAUGAUAAUAAUAAUAAUAAUAAUAAUAAUAAUAAUAAUAAUAAUCAGCUAGACAUGGUGUGGCCCAACAAAUUCUCUUCAAUUCGACCGUCUUUGUCAACCGAUGAUGCCAAUUGCACCGAGGGUCCUUUUGGCUACACCAUACCCAACAACAACCACCAACAACAAAACCCACCUCGCCCACUUCCUUUACCUAUACCAUCCCCGCCCGUGACCUCGCCACUGUCCUCAACAGCACCAACUAUUACCGGAUCAGGUCGAAACCCCAAGAAGAGGUCCAGAGCUUCUAGGAGAGCGCCUACUACUGUGCUGACUACCGACACCAACAAUUUCAGACAAAUGGUCCAGGAGUUUACUGGCAUCCCUUCACCUCCCUUCACCGCCUUCUCCACUCGAGGCCGAUUCGAUCUUUUUGGUGGCUUAGGUGGUCUUACUAGCUCCGCAGUGCCUCCCCCUAGUUACCUUUUAAGGCCUUUUCCACAAAAGAUACCUUCUCUUCAACAACCACCGUAUUUAGCCAAUCAUAAUCCCUCUCUUCCUUCACAUACUAGUAAUAAUACUAGUACUACUAUUGAUGGUCUAGGAUUGUCCGCGACUCCAAGUUCUACUACGGCUAGCACUAGUAUUAGCACCAGUGGUAUAGCAGCAGCACCAGCUUCUGCCAAUUUUCAUAUGUGUGAUCCUCAACAGUUUCUUAGCACCAACCCUCAGCUCAGCUUCCAGUCUCUCCUCGAACAAACUUCUUCUGCAUUAACUGAUCAUCAUCACCAAGAUUCGAGCAUGAGUCUCGGGUGUACUACUGUCACACCUCUUCAGACUAGCUGCUCUGUUAAUCCUGCAGCUGGUAACUACCGCGGCAUCAGUGCUAUUACUUCUGCUGCUGCUGCUGCUGCUGUCAAUGGCGCCUCUGAUAAUAAUGUAGGUGCCACUAAGGGUGAAGGUAUGGUAGAUUCAUGGAUUUGUUCAUCUGAUUAAUUUAUUAAUUAAUUAGUCGAUCUUUGUUAUAUUUUGUGUAUUUAAUUGAUUAUAUAUGUAGCAAAUUAAACUGUAAGUUCUAAAAAAAUGAUUAUUAACUAGCACUAAUUGGGGCGGGUUAAUAGUUUUUAGCUAACUAAGCUAGUACGAAUUAUUGAAGUAUAGUAUUGUAUGUAACUUAUUAACCAUUUGAGGAUCUACAAUCAUCUGUACUGUGUAUAUAUUGCUAAUAUACAUGAGUUCUGCUUCAUUUGUUAUACUAUUAUAUGAAUUCUAUCUCAA